This is a messenger RNA of Pelmatolapia mariae (spotted tilapia), 11551 nucleotides long. RefSeq lists its product as uncharacterized. Gene Ontology annotation, molecular function: hyaluronic acid binding; heparin binding. The coding region runs from base 220 to 8073 and encodes 2617 amino acids. Lineage: Eukaryota; Metazoa; Chordata; Actinopteri; Cichliformes; Cichlidae. The record is from RefSeq and is a predicted model, not a curated record. The transcript is spliced from 21 exons. Gene Ontology annotation, biological process: visual perception.
AAUCUCCGGCAGCAGCAGCAAAGUCCCAUCUGCUCACCUGAGAGGAAGCGGCCUGCAGACAACACACACUUUAGGACCUCUUUUGUCUUCUCUUUUUCGGUUUCUUCUGCCAUGAGAUCUGGUGGAUGGAUGAGCAGGAAGCUGCUGAUGAGCUGAGAACGUGGAAAUAAGGAGCAGCGAGUCCGGGGUGGAUCUUUAGGGGAGGUGUUUUUUUGAGAAAUGGCUGGAAAGUGUGGGAAGCUGGUGCUGUGGGUGCUUGGGGCCAUGCUGCUUUCAUGCUGCUUGUACAUGGAAACAGAUGCCACCUUUGAGCUGGAGGUGGGUUUGGAGGAGAGUGGAGAAUCUACAGGAGAGCCAGUGGCGGGCUCUGAUGAGUUGUUAUACAGACGACACGCCGCUCUAACUCGAAGGAAGAGGGACAUCUUGUUUCCCAGCGGAGUCAAGCUUUGCUCUCAGGAGACGUUCGACCAAGCUAUUGCGAACCACCUCAGCUACUUCCAUCUCAGAGUGUGUCAGGAGACAGUUUGGGAGGCCUUUAAGAUCUUCUGGGAUCGGCUGCCCGAGCGGGAUGAGUACCAGGGCUGGGUGAGCCGCUGCAUGGAUGGCUCCAUCAGUGUCAUGGACAUAGGCAGAUUCUUCAGCCAAUCAGAGGAGCAUCGAAGCCUCAUCAGGAGUAGAGUUGCUCUGGUUGCUGCAAUGAACAUUGUGCCCAUCAGCCCUACUCCAUGCAGCUCGGAGACACCGACCACUCAGACUGGAGAUGCAGUGACCGAGAUCCCACCAGGAGAGAGUGACAUCAUCAUUGGAUCAGAGACAAUCACAAUCAAGCAAGAUGAUCUUACUGUAGAUCUUGAGGUCACUUCCUGGGUUCCUUCGGUCUCUGUGACUGAAGGUCCACAUCAAGAGUCUACGGCACACAUUAACACUGAGGUUUUAAGUGUUGGGGGCCUGCUUGAGGAUUCUGUGGAGGUGGCAACAGAGGCUGAUUACGCUGUUACACAUAAGCCUUUAGAUUGGAUCGAUCAGGAAAUUGGGGAAGACAAAACUAUCCCUGAAAUAUCAGAUAAGGAGGAGGCUGUAGUUGAAGAUGACAAGAUCAUUGGGAUCAUCCCUGAAAAUGUGAUCAUAGUUGACUCUGAGGUCAUUCAGGAAGUUACCCCAAAAGGUGAGAAGCCUCCGUUAGACGUUGUGGCCCAUGAAGCACCCACAGAAGAAACUGUUGUGGUUCUUCAGAUGCCCACCACAGCAUCAGAAACUAUCACAUUGGAGGAAUUAGGGCAGAAGGUACAUCCGAAGGUGAUCUCUGAGGCUCCUUCAGAAGUCAUGAUACAGCACAUCCCUAAGGCAACCACGGAAGAUGCUGUUGAGACAGAAAUUAAAGGAAUUCCAGAAAAAUCUCUGGAUAUCCAUGACAAAACUUUCACUGAGGAUUUUGUAGAGAAACCCUCAGAGGAUUUAGAGGAUGAAGCAAUACCACUUCCAAUUCCUGAAGAAGCUGAAGACAAAAUACAUGCACCUCCAGUAGAACAUCCUUCAAAGGCAGUUGUAGAGGUGAGCCAAGAAGUAACCAAAGUCAUCACAGAAGCAACAGAAACUGUAUUACUGAUAAUAGAUGCAGAAGAAGAAGCUGAAAUAUUCAAUAAUGUGACUCCAAAACAAGGAUCUGCCUCAAAUGUAGAAACAGAAGUCCCCUCCCAGGCCUCUAUUCUGACGACAACACAUAAGAUGGAAGUAACAGUUGUUGAAUACACUCCAAAGGACAAACCAACACUAAUGGCUGAGGUUACUUCUAAGCCUGUUCUAAUAUUAGAACAUAACAAAGGUGAAAAAUACAGUGUCACAGAGGAACCGCCAACAAUACAGAUAACUACAUCCAAGGAACACAGCAAAGAAGAAAUACCAGUGGUGUCAAAAGAGGAGGUAAAAGCAGAAGUCAAACAAGAAGAGGUUGUUCUGGUAGAUAAGACUAAACAAAUAACACAGACUGGUGUAGAAGGGCCAAAAGAUACAGUUGCUGAAGAAGUUGCAGUUCAAACAGUAACAGCUCCAGAAGCAGCAGCAAAAGAACUACACAAAAAAGCAGAAGAGGCAACAGUUAUAGUGGAGAGUACAUUAAUAACCUCAGAUGAUGUCGCAACAGACAAAACAGAGGAAGAAAGAGCUGAGGUAGUUGUAGAAAUACCUUUUGAAGAGGAAAAACAUGUAACACAGAUAGAAGGGAAAAUGUUGGAAGCUACAGGAGAACCAGUUAAAGAUGAAGAUGAUACAACUGAUGACUUUAGAGAAACUGUACAGGAGGAAGGAAGAAAGGAAGAAACUACAGAACAACCAAAACCUUUAGUGGAAACUUUACAUGAACCUGAACCUCUCGAACCUGUGGAAGAAAUUGUAGAUAUAGUAGAACCUUCAGAAAUUACUACAAAGGAUGUCAAACCCAUAGAAGAAACCACAAAGGAGACUGAGCCCACAAUAGAACCAGCAGAAGAAGUAGAACUUGUAGAAGUCAUCAGAGAAGAGACUAAACCUCUGGAAGAAUUGGCACAAGAACUGGAACCUGUUAAAGAAACCACAGAAAAGACAGAACUAGUAGAAAAACCAGUGACAGAGGCCAAAUCUGUAGAAGAGACUCAUGAGAAGUCACCACAACCCAAGAGAGAACCGACAAGAAAAACAGAACUAAGUGAAGAAAUGACAGUGAAACCUGAACUCAAAAACGAUCCAGUUCAAGAAGCAGAAGGACCAGUACUCAAAGCAGUACCCACAGAAGAACCAAGAGAAGGCGAACUCAUCAAAGAUACUACAGAAAAAACACAACCCACAACAGAACCAGCCCAAAUUGAAUCUAUAAAAGAAACUGGUGAAAAAAAUGAACCAACAAGACAAUCUAUAGAACAAUCAAAACCCAAAAUAAUAACGGAGGAUGAUAAACCUGAUUUUGUUUUAACAUCUGUCAAUAAAACUCAAGAAGGAGCUGAAGGGGAAACAUUUGAGGACAGAGAAGAAGUUGCCUCUGAGAGUUUAGAUGAGGUAACGGAGAAAGAAGCUGGAUUUGAAGAUCCAGAAACAGAUGAAACUUCACCAGAAGUUACAGAGACCCCUUCAGAAUCUGAUGAGGAAAUCACUCCUGUGCUUGUUGUUGUUCCAGAAGACACAGAGACAUCUGCACCUGAGAUAACAGUGGAACCUCCUGGUGGAUCUGAAGUGGGAAUUCUCCUAGAAACAAUCAAAAAUAGCAGUAAAAAAGUCACUAAAUCUGAAGUUCCAGAGCCUAAAUUAUUCCCUGAAGCUGAGGAAGAAAUCUCAAAGGCUCCACUUGAAACAUCUCCAAAAGCUGUCACUGAUGCCCAACCAGGCACAAUUUCAGAGGUAGAAACCCCUAAGGAGGUCACCCCAGAGUCUCCUAAAGAGCUUCCCAGUAAGGAAGAUGGUGCCUCAGAUGAGGGCAGUAUCCCGGUAGCUUUAGAAGACCCCGAUCAAGAAUCAGCUGAGGGUGACUCCCCAACUGAAGAAGUGGAUGAAAUCUUAACAGAGACACCACUAGAAGUGGCACCUGAGUCAGUUGAUUCCAUCACCCUAGAAACAGUUGUGGAUUUCACUGAAGAGAGAACACAAAGUACUACACUGGGUGCCACUGAGGAGUCUACCCCUACUUCCUAUUUGGAGAUUACGACCAAGUAUGUGGUCGAAUACAAUAAUGGCAACUUUCCCGAUCUUACAGAGAGGGUUUAUGACGUAAAUGGCAACUUUUUUGGAAACAAUGGCUUCAAGUUGGAGGAUGAGGAGGAGAACUUGAUUGGUAAUGAGAUAGACACGUUACUUCUGCCCCCGAGGCCCCUGAAGGAUGAGGUGGUAGAGUUGAGCAUGAAACUGAAAGAGGAAACCUACAACGAUGCGCUGAGAGACCCAAGCAGCUUUGAGUAUCAGCAGCUGGCCAGACACUUCAAACGCAGGAUUGAAGACGCCUUUCAUAGAGUGCCGGGCUUCAAGACGGUUUACAUUGUGGAAUUCAGACCCCAGAAGGAUCUGGAGCGGGGUUUGGUGGUCCUUGUGCACUAUGCCAUCACUCUGGAGGUGGAUGGGAGUGGGAUUGCCAACGACACGUUGGAUUUCAUCUCUCUGCAGAACAACCUUGUGGAGAAGAACUACCCUGGUUCCGCUGAGCAGCCCACUGUUGUCUACACCAUCACCGACUUCCGCAACUACAUCACUGAGGCUCUGCACAAAGACAACUUCAUGACCAACAAUAGCCUGGAGACACAGGGUGACCCACUGCAGUUGGAGAAUGCAGAGAACUUGUUGCCUCCUGUGAAACCAACAAGUCAACCAGUUGACACCUUUGACAACAUGGACAAUGUCCUCGCUGCAGAGAAGCCUCCCGAUGCACCGACGCAUGAGGCGGAUGACAAUGAUGUUUUCUCAAAGAAGGAGGACUUCCUGUUUGAUCCUUUCAGCCAGUGGAAAGCUCCACAGCUUGACAGGACAAGCGAGAAUGAUGUCUUUUUGCUCGAUGAGAGUACAGCGUCUCCACUGAACCCUGAAUUUCCACAGAAGACCUUCGAUCUGGAGACUGGAAACAGUGAUGGAAAAAUUGAAGAUGAGGGAUUCCUCUUGAGUAACGCUCCCCCUGCCAGUGACAAAGCCAACCGAGAGAAUGAUGCUGUCAGUCCUGAAAUUUCCUCUGCAGCCAGACAACCCCCUCCUGUAAACCAGCAGACAAUACCUGGGCUCACUCAGAAUGAUGGCUCUGGCUCUGGGUCCUCUGGAGAUGGCCAGGAAGCUGAUCUCUGGAGCUGGCAGACUUCAGUGACAUUCAGUGACAAUGAAGGUGGAAGCCUGGACAUGCUCCCACCGCCUGAUCUGGAGGAGACUGAAGAGGAGGACAUUGAUUUAGGCGAGGUUGCUGUUGAACCAUUAACUACUAAGAAAUCUGUUUUGGUUGACAUGGGAGUAGAAUUUAUUUUAAAAGCAACAGCAGUUCCUGUUUUUGAAGAAGCAUUGUCAGAAGGACAUAUUGAAAAACCUUUUCUGGAUGAGGUCCUGGUGACUCCGCACAUAAGCACUGAUCCCCGAUACUCAACCACAACUCAUGCACCUGUUUUUUCACCCAAAGAAACUCUGGCUGUUGAGUUUUCUGUACAAACAGUGGAAGCGUCUGGCAUGUAUGAUGACUACUCCUUGACUGAGCCUCAAACCCCUGUGGGAGUAGUUACAGAUUCUCCUGAACCAGAGGCUUGGACUCAGGAGGAAGCUGUUUUUCCUGGACCAUCGGAUUUAGCUAUUGGGCUUCAUAAAACCACUGAAGAGGUGGGAGUACCUAGUGAAACAACAAUAGAGCUUUCAAUGGUUACGACUGAAUCUAAAUAUGCAGAAAAUGGACCUGAGAAUGUAGAUGUUCAAGUUACAGUUGUAUCUGGACCACCUAAAGCACCUGAUAGGGACAGCCCUGCUACCCCACACACAAUCACAGGCAGUGAUUUCAGCUUUUAUGCCAUCACUGAUGCACCAUCAAUAGUUGAAGUUCUUACAGAAAAACCUGAACUGCUACUGGCAGGAAUGAAAGCCCACGAUCAGGUUGAAAUUUUGGAAGAACAGCAUAUCGGGACAACAACAACAGCACCAGCAAAUAAAGUACAAGAUGAGGACCUGAUUGUGGAUGAGGUGAUGAUCGCCAUUACAACAACUACUACUCCAGUCCCAACUUCAUCAGUAAGGCCAGAUCACCACAGUAGCAUUGCACUCUCACCAGAGAAGGACUCACCAUUCACUCGAGUGUCAGAUUCAGUGCCAGAUGAUGAUGAUCUGAUUCAUCAUGAGCAACUAAACCAUGAAGAGCUUACUGUAUCCUCAAUAAGCACACAGUCUCCAGAUGGGUUAGACCAUCUGGUUCACAAUGAACCAGCAGUGUUUCACCAUGAACACACAAGGUAUAAAGAUAUUACUAACACUUCAGUAAUCACACCACCUUCAGAUGGUCCUCAAUCAAAACCAGCAGUGAUUUAUCAUGAACACCAUGAAAAUCUUCCUGAAGCUCCAUCAAGCACUCCUCCUCCAUAUGGUCCUCAGUCAAAACCAGUAGUGGCUCACCAUGAGCACACAAAGCAUAAAGAUCUUCAUGAAGCACCAGUAAGCACAGCACCUGUAGAUGGUCCUCAGUCAAAACCAACAGUUGUUUACCAUGAACACCAUGAAGAGCUUCCUGAAGCUCCAAGAAGCACUCCAUCUUCAAGUAGUCCUCAGUCAAAACCAGCAGUGGUUCACCUUGAUUAUCGAAACCAUGAAGAUCUUCCUGAACCUCCAGUAAGCACUCCUUCUCCAGAUGGUCCUCAGUCAAAACCAGCAGUGGUUCACCUUGAUUAUCGAAACCAUGAAGAUCUUCCUGAACCUCCAGUAAGCACUCCUUCUCCAGAUGGUCCUCAGUCAAAACCAGCAGUGAUUCAUUAUGAGCACCAUGAAGAUCUUCCUGAAGCUCCAGUGAGGGCUCCGUCUUCAGAUGGUCCUAAGUCAAAACCGGCAGUGAUUCCUCAUCAGGACCAUGAAGAUGUUCCUGAAGCUCCAGUGAGGGCUCCGUCUUUAGAUGGUCGUCAGUCGAAACCAGCAGUGGUUCACCAUGAGCAUCGAAACCAUGAAGAUCUUAAUGAAGCUUCAAAAAACACACCACCUCCAAAGGUUCCUCAGUCAAAACCAGCUGUGGUUUUCAGUGAGGACACAAGACAUGAAGAUCUUAGUGAAACCCCAGUACACACUCUAUUUUCUGAUCCACAGUCAAAACCAGCAGUCGUUGUUCCUUCCUCUGUGCAGAAAGUUGAUGACCACGCUCCUGUGACUGAACUCCAACCUUUCGAACAUGGUGUCUCUGAUGUGCCCAGCAUCGCUGUCAGCUUUGAUGUAUUCCAGUAUGGCGGGGUGUCGAUUGAAGGGGAAAGCAGUGGCUUCUCCAGUGGAGCUCAGGCCUCUGAUUUAGAUGCCAUUGCAUUACCAACCCGACCUGGCAGGGCGUUAACAAUUUUCUUCAGCUUGAGGGUGACCAACAUGGUGUUCUCAAUGGACCUGUUCAACAAGAGCUCCCCGGAAUACAAGGCUCUGGAGCAGCGUUUCCUCCAGCUGCUGGUCCCAUACCUGGAGUCAAACCUGAACAACUUCCAGAACCUGGAGAUCCUUAACUUUAGAAAUGGCAGCAUUGUGGUAAACAGUAGGAUGAGGUUUGGUAAACCAGUACACAGAGGAGUCACCAAUGUUGUCUAUUUAAUCUUGGAAGACUUUGCCAACACUGCCUAUCAGACCAUGAACCUCGCAAUUGACAAGUACUCACUUGAUGUUGAGUCAGGUGACCGGGCUGAUCCCUGUAAGUUCCAGGCAUGUAACAAGUUUUCCAGGUGUAUAGUGAAUCAGUGGUCAAGUGAAGCAGAGUGUGUGUGCAACGCUGGAUAUCUGAGUGUGGAUGGCCUGCCAUGUCAGAGCAUCUGUGAGGUGCAACACGAUUUUUGCCUUAAUGAUGGAAAAUGUGACAUCAUCCCUGGCAAGGGUGCCAUCUGCAGGUGUCGUGUUGGAGAAAAUUGGUGGUAUCGUGGUGAACACUGUGAAGAGUAUGUUUCCGAGCCAUUGGUGGUGGGCAUCGCCAUUGCCUCAGUGGCUGGUUUCCUGAUGGUAGCGGCUGGGAUUAUCUUUUUCCUGGCUAGGUCGUUACGAGAGCAGUAUGAUGGGGAGGACACAGAGGACCCCUUACGGCGAGGUGACAGUUUGCCAACACUUGAACGUGCCACCAAGUUCAACCCGAUGUUUGAGAGUGACCCUGUUACUGCCCAGUACUAUCGCCGCUACAAUGAUGACGUGCCCCAGUACUACCGUCAGUGUGAUCGCGGGCUCCCUCACUUCAGCAGCUCUGCCAGUGUAGGCGAUUCUAAAGACCUCAGCAGUGAAGAGAUAAAAAACAUCUAUCAAAACACCACACUCAGUAAAGAGGAGAUUCAAGAACGCCUGAGGAUAAUCGAGCUGUGUGCAAGGGAUCAACACUUCGCAGAAUUUGUGCGACAGACUCAAAUAUUCCUGGAGAGGAGAGGGAGCUCCACCACAUAACCAUCCAGCAGCCUCUGACCAGAAACCUGCCUUCGUCUGUGUGUUGAGGAAGGGAGUAGAGGUGAAGGUGACCAAAUGUUCAACAAUCUGGGAGUUUAUUUUCUAAGAACAGUGUUCUACUUCUGAGGGACCCUGAAAUGAACUUGGGAUCCUUGAAGUUGCCUCUUCUCUUACCUUGAAACUUCAACUUUUCCUGUAAUCACUGUGUUGCUUAUUUAUUCUGUACAAAGACUUCAGUAACUGCUUUUUAACCUCUCAACAGUUUCACAGCUGCAUACCUCUGUCUUACACUUUCACCUUAGCUUAAAUUCAAGGGUUUCUGAUAAUAUCCCAACUUGCCUGUCACUGCUGUCAUAUUAAAGAAGCGCGUCUGAAGUAUAGUUUUUAAUUUUUGCACCAGUAACAUUAUUUUAAUAUCUGUCUUUUGGUAUUAAUUUCUGUUUUUCCGACGUGGUUUUUCAGGACAGCUGUGACUUGCAACGCUCAUCCCCAUCAGUGCCUUUGCUGCUCUGGUAGCUUUUUCUGGGAUAUGAUGUGUAGAAUCUCAGAGCCCUUGUUUUAAAUAUAUACAUCACUAUAAAACCAUGCUUGAAUCAGCAAAAUUCCUUUUUUUUUUCUUCUGCUUCAUGUUCACCCAAUCAGUCACUUUGCAAAUGGGAAUGUUUACAUUUGUUAGUCAGUGCUUGCUGGAACAUUAACUGAUGUAUUGAACAUGUAUAGCCUGUCAUUGUGUUGUAUAUCUUUGUGAAGUUCAAGAAAGUUAUCUUUCUCCAAAAAGUUAUUCUCUUCUUCAGAGAAGGCACCAUCAUGUUCUGACAAGUCAUAAGUCACUGCAGGUACUGUCUUCUUCCAGACUAUCUAUUCUUGAGGGUAAGUAGCAGACAGGUGCUGCUAAUUAAAUGCAUUUUAGACAGUGAUCCUUAGUGAGUGUGACCUCUAUAAAAGCAAAAGUUUGGGCAUUUUACUUGUCUUGGGCAUUCAGAUAUAUGUUAACACAAUGCCACAAUCUUUAGAGGAGUGGACAUCACAGCAAAUCUUUUUAGAAAGAAGAAAGACUCUUCUCUCUAAAAAGAUUAUGGCAGCACAGCUUAGGUUUGGAAAGUUGCAUCUGAUCAAACAACAAGACUCCUGGAACAAUGUCCUUUGGACAGAUGAGACCAAAGUGGAAAUGUUUACCCAUUAUGCACUGCAUCAUGUUUGGAGAAAACCAAUCAUAGCACCUCAGCACAAACACCUUAUACCAACUGUCAACACAGUGGUGGAAGGGUGUUGAUUUGGGCUUGUUUUGCCGACACUUGACAUGGGCGCCUUGCAGUCAUUGAGGUGACCACAAACCUGUCUGCCUGCCAAAGUAUUCUAAAGUCAAAUCAUCUGUCCAACAGUUAAGUUGGAUCAUGCAGCAAGACAAUGAUCUCAAACACAGCAAAUCUCCAACAGAAUGGCUGAAAAAGAAAAGAGUGAAGGUGUUGCAAUGAUCCAGGCAAAGUCCAUACCUCAACCUGUUUGAAAUCCUGUUGCGGGGCUUUAAGAGAGAUGUGCAAAACUCAAUGAGCUGAAGCACCAUCAAAGAAAAGGAGUGGGCCAAAAUUCUUAUACAAUGAUGGGACAUGAUAAUGUCAAACAGAAACCGAUUACUUUAAGUUCCAUACAUACAUCUUGUAGAAUCCCCCUCUAGAAGCCAGUAAAUCAUUGGGUUCACUUGGUUUUUCACAAAACUACACUGCUGUGAAAACUUUCUUCUUCUCAUGACUGUAAGUUCCUCUCCUUUUCUCAAGAAAUUAAUAUUCUUAUUAUUGUAUUUGCACAAGUUACUAUCUCAUUUCAACACAUUAUUGUUUUCUACCAAGGCGUUGUGUUUCUGAUAAAUAUAGUACUUUUUGCUUUGUUAAGGCAGUAUCUUACUAUCUUGCUUGAACAAAUUACUAUCGUGUUUCAAGUAACUAUUAUUGUUCUGCCAAUGUAAAACAUUAUUUUACAGGUUACAAGUUACUGUGUUAUUCAGACAGGUGACUGACUUGUUCUGAGAAGGUGUUGGUGGUCAAAUCAGGUAUUUUUUUGUACUGACAAGUUACUAGCUUUCCCCAAGAAGUUAUGGUUUUGAUGAGGUAUUAUAAUAUUAUGUAAAUUACACUGAGAAAGUUUUGACAAUUUCAUUCAUUUGCUGUUAUGUUUGCACAAGAUGUUAACUUACAUGAAAACAAUCAUUUAUAAAAAUUCAUGACUUCCCAUUUUAUGAACCAGGUGCUAAGAGAGAGACAAAUUAUUAUGACUGAUGAAAUAAAUAGAAUAGAAGUUCUCAUCUGCAAAACAGCCUCUUAAAAUCUGUCUUUAUGUUUUCUCUUUUUAAGUACUUGAAUUUUCUGUUUGUUGCUAUGAACUAAAUGAUUUGUACUAACUGUAGUUGAUAGUACAACCACUGAUAUUUGUUUUCAUAUAUGUUUAGGCUUGGUGUAUGUUUGUCACUUUAGAACGCUUAAAUCCAAAACAACUGUUUCAAAAUGUCACUUAGUGACUCAAAUGGCUUCUCAACCCCCAAAUUCUUCUUUAAAGCAAAGUUGAUGGAUCAUUUUCUGUUGGUUUGCAUGCAGGUCUCAGGCUCUCUGUUUUCCUCCAUGUUCUGUUUUGUAUUGUGUUUUCUAUGUGGUAUGUACAGCCAGCAGAGGAUGGCAAUAUUCUGACCAAAACCGAGUGUUCCAAAUGUAAAAUGUAAAUUUCUGAUAGAUAAAAAAAAAAAAAUCAUCCUACUCCAAGUUUCUGUUUUAGCGUUUUCCCACUUUUAUAUAAACUUUUACUAUAUAUAAGGAUAUCAUAUACCUUAAUAUUUUCUUUCUUUCUAUCCAAUUAUUAAAUCUGUCUGGCCACUCUGAAAGUUUCUUUAUAUUAUUUAUUUUUUUCACUGAUUUAAAAUAACCCUAACAAGCCAUAAUUUUUCACCCAAUAAUAGCGUGAAGAGAAAAAACUAUUCAGACAUGAUGUGUAAUUGUGAGCUAGCACAGUCACAUUUUUCCAAAAUAAAAUGAUUUUUUUUACAAAAUCAUUUGUCUCACAGGUUUUUUUUUUCCUUCUAAUGAGAACGGAUGAAAUAUACCACUAAUGUUUUCAAAAUUUCUGUGGUAAAAGAAUAUAAACUGUAAAUUAAAUAUGUUAUGCUUCAACUUACACUUACUAAAUACUGAUAAACAUAAGAGUUAACAGUGACUGACAGUCUGAUGAAACAAAGUCUGGAUGUUUCCAGUCGUUUUCAUUUACAAGAAGGUUUCUUGUAAUAACCCCUUGACUGCUGUCAGAUGGAGGAAUGUGACCGAGGUUAGCAAAUACACAAGGUGUCAGUCAAACUCAUUAUCACAACAACUUACUGACAGCAGAGGUAAAGGUGAAUAAAAGCUAUAACAACAAUAAGAUUUCAGGUUCAUUGUCUAUUUGUUUCUCCUGGUUUUAAAUGUGAUGCUUUCUCUUUUACCCUUUCUUUCUCUGUUUU